Messenger RNA from Magnolia sinica, 1650 nucleotides. Its product is annotated as putative disease resistance protein RGA3. NCBI's taxonomy places the organism in Eukaryota, Viridiplantae, Streptophyta, Magnoliopsida, Magnoliales, Magnoliaceae. Gene Ontology annotation, biological process: defense response to other organism. The transcript is spliced from 4 exons. The record is from RefSeq and is a predicted model, not a curated record. Gene Ontology annotation, molecular function: ADP binding; protein binding. Bases 1 to 1650 code for a protein of 549 amino acids.
AUGCAGUGGAGAGGGAGAGGCAGGGAGAGGGAGAUACGGCGCAAGGGAGAGGCAGAGAAAGAGGGAGAUACGGCUUUAGGGCUUGCUGCUACAGGAGGUAACGAACGUGCCCUUGCUCAGCUUGCUUACAACGAUGAGAAAGUCAAGGAGCAUUUCAACAUGAGAAUCUGCAAUGCGCUUGAGCAUCGGAGUGAAGAAGAGAGUUCAGAUUUGGAAGAGAUUGGAAGAGAAAUUGUAAAGAAGUGUGGAGGGUUGCCUCUUGCAGCGAAGGCAAUAGGGAGUGCUAUGUGCUCGAGAAUGACAAGAAGGGAGUGGGAGUUUGUCUUGAGAAGCGAGAUAUGGAACUCAGGUGAUGUCUUGGGAGGUAUUUUACCAGCUUUGUUACUAACCAACCAUGAUUUACCUCCUGCUUUGAAGCAUUGCUUCUCGUAUUUCUCUAUUUUCCCAAAAGAUUGGGAAAUAGAGAAGGAUAUGAUAGUCAAGUUAUGGGUGGCGCAAGGUUUCAUCCGCUGCGAGGAAAGUGAAGACAUGGAGGAAAUUGGUAGGCUGUAUUUUGAUGAUUUACUAAGACGCUCGUUGCUCCAAGUUGCAGAAUUCGAUUAUUACAAGAACAUACUCAAUUACAAGAUGCAUGAUUUAGUUCAUGAUCUUGCACAAUUUGUUGCAGGAAGUGACUGUUCGUUGGUGGAGAUUAGAAAGCAGGCCUUGUUGAACCUAAACAAUCUCCGCCAUUCUUUUUUAAUUGUCAGUGAUGAAGCUGAUGAAGUGGCUUGCAUUUCAUCCACCUUGUAUAAGGCUCCCAAGCUGCGAAUGCUGCUACUCCACUCAAGUGUCUCCAUGGUGCCACAGAUUUUAUUUCAUCAUUGGAGACGUCUUAGGGCAUUGGACUUGAGUAACACCAGCAUUAAGAAAUUGCCUCCAACGGUGGGACAGUUGAAACACUUGAGAUUUCUUGAUUUGUCCGACACAGGCGUGGAGGAGUUGCCAGAAGGGGUUAGUAAUUGCAUCAAUUUACAGACCUUGAGACUCAAUUACUAUAAGAAGCUUAGAAAACUGCCUAGAGGGAUGAAGAAAAUGAUUAGCCUGAGACAUCUAGAAUUUGAAAGGUUUAUCGGUAUAAAGUACUUACCAAAGGGUAUAGGGAGACUAACUGGCCUUCAGACCUUAACAAAGUUCAUCAUGGGUGGUGAUGAUGAUGAAGGAUGUAACUGGGGUGAACUGAAAUACCUCAAUAAUCUUCUAGGAAGACUUGAAAUUACUGGCUUGGAAAAUGUCAUGAGCAGAGAUGAAGCAAGAGAGGCAGAAUUGUAUAAAAAGCAGCACCUUCAUUCGCUAUACUUGCAUUAUGUGUACAGACCCGGUGAAGCAUUGGAUGAUGAGGUGAAGAGAAUGGAGGUUGUGAUUGAAAUCCUCCAGCCCCACACAAAUUUAAAAGAGUUGGAAAUAUAUAAUUACAAAGGAGAGGUGAGAAAGGUGGGUGGUGAGUUUACUGGGGAUGAUAACAAUGCGGGAAGUGGUGGUGGUGGUGUCUCAUUCCUGAAGCUCGAGACCCUCAUCUUCUUCCAGAUGCCAAAAUGGGAGCGAGGAGUGGGAAUUGAGAGGUGGAGAAGGAGAGGUUAUGCCAUCUCUCCUCCAAUUAACAAUAAGUAA